UGCCGCGCCGGCCGGCCGGCAAUUCAGUCUGCCGACGCGACCCGACCCAAGUGCACGUACGUAACGCUACAAAACGCGGCACCCCACACGAUCGAACGUGCUUUUUUUACCCAGUGACAGAUACGAGAGGGCGACCUCUCCCAACCGACAAGAUUGCUUCACAAGUGGAAAUGCCGUCAAGUCUCUUCGGAGAGCUCGGAGGUGGGCUGGUGGAAGACCAGCGCGCGUUCCAGCUCGCUCUCGAGCUGAGCAUGCUUAACUUUGGCGAGAGUCUGCCCUCCGCAAAUCCGCUCGCCAGUCCUUUGGGAUUCGCACCGCCCCCGGACGAUCGCACCAAGAAAUCACAGAAUAUGACCGAAUGCGUGCCAGUACCAUCUUCAGAACAUGUCGCAGAAAUCGUUGGUAGACAAGGAUGCAAAAUCAAAGCUCUUCGGGCGAAGACUAACACCUACAUAAAGACACCGGUGCGCGGCGAGGAGCCCGUGUUUGUGGUAACCGGCCGCAAGGAAGAUGUGGCACGCGCUAAACGUGAGAUCCUCUCCGCCGCCGAGCACUUUUCCCAGAUCCGCGCCUCGCGCAAGUGCGGUGCGGCACCCCCGCCACCCGCCGGUGCCCCCGGACACGUCACGGCGCAGGUGCGCGUGCCCUACCGCGUCGUGGGGCUCGUCGUAGGACCCAAGGGCGCUACAAUCAAGCGCAUUCAACACACAACACACACUUACAUAGUGACGCCCUCGCGUGAGCGUGAACCUGUCUUCGAAGUGACUGGACUGCCAGAAAGCGUCGAGGCAGCCCGCAAAGAGAUUGAGGCACAUAUUGCUCUACGCACCGGUGCCGCUGGAGGAGCCGCAACCGGCACUGGAGUUCCAGGCGGGGAAGGUGAGCCCCUGGCCCAGUUGUACCGCGCUGGACUGGCCUCGUUACUUCGUCCCGAACAAGAAGCCGCAUUUUCCUCCGCAGGGUCGUGCUCGUCGGGUGGCUCCUCGGGCCGAUUGGGCGACCUGCUAGGCAUUUGGUCAUCGACGGAACGCGACGAGGGUCUGGGCGAGUCGCCAUCGUUCGAGUCACCGAGUGCGGGCAGCGUGUGGGCCUGGGGCCCUCCGAGGCCAUCUCCCGCGGCGUCUCCAGCUCGGGCGUGCGCCGUGUGUGGCGAGCGUGGUGUGGCGGCAGCGCUGGUGCCGUGCGGCCAUAACCUGUUCUGUCUGGAGUGCGCGCAACGACUCGCGGCGACGGCUGCGCCCUGCCCCGCCUGCGCUGCGCCCGCGCAUCAAGCCAUUCGCAUACUCUCAUAAAUAUUUGCGGCUAGCCGCAUUCCCCUCGAGGGGCUCGAUUUUUUUACUUAAAUCGUUACGAAAAUAAUAAAAAAAAUCGCGUAAUCGAAAUCCUGGUGCCAAAAGUCGGCGCCUCGCCGGCACGGCCCGUCCGCCGCGCCGAACCUAUCGUAAGUCGGCAGAGUUACUCACGAUAUAUUUUCUUAUUAUGAACGUUUUUUAUUAUGGCGUCGAGCGUCCGCCGCGCUCGUCGCCGCAGAGAGUCGAGGUACGUUACGAUAGAAUUUCGAAAAAAAAUGCAUAAAAUUUAAAAAAAGUUGUAUAAUUAUUAUUAUUAUUGAUAGCAUAAAUGAGAAAUCGAAAAUUUAUAAAGCUUACCUAACGUAGUAGCGUAAAAUAUUAAGAUAUCGUAAUAUAAUAAUUAUGAAAGCGAGGGACGGGCGGCGUGGGGAGCGCGCCGCGCGGAGCGGCCUUAGCCAAUGUGUUGUUGAUAGGUAAUGAUUGCAGGGCGUGUUGUUGUGUCGGUAGCUAGUAAGGUAGUGUAAUGGCCGCCCGGGGCAGGCGCCGACCCGCUCGGGGUGCGCUUGGCCCGCUCGGGCCCCGCGUCGCCCGCUACGCUCCCCCGCGACCCAUGCUCAUUAUUUUGACUAUACGAUUAUUCGCUUAAAUGAUAUUAUACAUACGUACACACUAUAAUUAUGAUAAUAUUAAUAUAAUGUUUGUUUUAAGUGUGUUUUAAUGUUUAGAUUUUUAUUGUAAUGUUUUUAUGAAUGAUUUUUAUCUGUACGAUUAUUAUUAUUGAUUAUUAUUUUAUGUGUUGACGAUGUUUUUUUGUGAUGAAGCGCCCGCGCAAGCGUAGCGCGGACCGAGGCUGCCGUGUGCUCGUUUAGUGGUUAAUAUCGACUAAUAAAUUUAAAGUAAUAAAUAAUAAAGAAAUAAUACGACUCAUUCAUUAUUAUUAUUAUUAUAAAAUAUAGUAGUUUGUAGCACGACAUUGACUAACCAUUACCUAUUGAUACUUAUUAAGUAUUAUUAAUUAUUAUUAUAUUGAAUAAAUUUAAUAAAUGCAUAAUUAUAUUUCAUAGGAAUCAUUAUUCUGUAUAACUCUAGUUAAAUAUAACGAUAAUAAAUAUGAUUGUAUUUGUAUGGGACGAUAUUGUUAUUUCGUUUAACGGGGGGCUGGUUUUAUGGAUUAAUAUUUUUUUAUUUUUUUACCGUUAUUAGUUUUUGACUUACUCAUGUAAAGAUACGCGAGGAUUAAAAACUGCCUAUUAGAUUAUAUUUUAAAAAAUAAAGGUUACGUAAAAUCAGCCCCCGUCGUACGUAGAUCCAGUUAUUUCGAUAAUUUUAUUUUCAUAUUAAAAUGGGUAGACGCUUUAGGUUCAAAAUAACGUUGUGAAAAUUUGUGAAAUUUUGUAGACUACAUAUCUUAUUAUAAAUCUAAUAUAAACUAUAAAUUUCGAA
Molecule: messenger RNA, 2735 nt
Organism: Pieris rapae (cabbage white)
Lineage: Eukaryota; Metazoa; Arthropoda; Insecta; Lepidoptera; Pieridae
Product: RNA-binding protein MEX3B
Exons: 2
Coding region: 171-1292 (373 amino acids)
Molecular function (GO): RNA binding
Source: RefSeq, a predicted model, not a curated record